Messenger RNA from Acanthosepion pharaonis, 1086 nucleotides. The record is from the annotation of a GenBank genome assembly. NCBI's taxonomy places the organism in Eukaryota, Metazoa, Mollusca, Cephalopoda, Sepiida, Sepiidae.
AUGCACUCUCUCUUUUUUUUUCGUUCUCUUUUUCUCACUUACUUUUUCAUUCUCUUUUACUCUUUCUCUUUUCCUGACAGUUUAUUUAGCUUCUCCCUCUGUUUCUCUUCAUCCCUCUUUCUAUCAUUUCUUUGCGCUACCUCGCCCAUACUUACUCUCUCUUCUAAGUUCGGCCUUUUAUUCUCAAAAUCAUUUCUUCUUCUUCCUUUUCUUCUUCUUCUUCUUCUUCUUUUAGAUUUUCAUUUUCUUUCUUUUUUUCUCAACUCCAACUUAUUCUUUUCUGUUUAUUCUGGGUAUAAUUUUCAUUCAGUUGAAAAAUUCUCUCUCCAUUUCUUUCUUUCUUUCUUUCUUUCUUUCUUUCUUUCUUUCUUUCUUUCUCACGACAUAGUCUCUCUCUCUCUCUUACGGUACCUAACACGCCCUCUCUUUUCAUGCACUUCUUCCCCUUUUCUACAUCUCUCCUCUCUUGGGAAUUUUAAAGAUUUUAAUCCUUUCUUAAUAUUUUAUUUCCAGAAUUUUGUUUUGCCUCUAUUCCAUUAUUUCAUUAUUACUCCUCAUUUUUUUUUAAAUUCCUUCUCCACUUUCUGUAAAACUUUUUUCUCUUCUCUUUUUCUUUUCUUUCUCGCCCUCUUUUCUCUAUUUCCUUUCUUUUCUUCCUACUUCUCACUCUCUCUUCUCUCUCUCACCAUUCACCCUCUUUCUUCACGUUCUCUCUUUACAAAAGGCUUUCAGACUUCAGUCUUUAUUCUCUUAACUCUUUUUUGCUUCUUUUCUCGUUUUUCUUUUGUUGUCUCUCUCUCUUCCCUCUCUCUCUCUCUUUUCCCCUCUCUCUUCACUCUCAUUCUCUUUCUCUCUCUCUCUCUUUUUCCCCUCUCUAUCUUUUUUUUAUUUGAGCGUGAUGAUUUUGCAAGUGAUUCCAAAAAGGUAACCGAAUUUAUUUUCUGUUUCGAAAUAACCUAUUCCUUCUCUUUCUCUCUCUCUCUCUCCCUCUCUUUCUCUCUCUCUCCCUCUCUCCCCCCUCUCUCUCUCUCGCUCCAGUCCCGCCAGAAAUAUAUAGAAAUAAACCACGCGCUCUCCUUCGGAUAG